AUGACUGGUGUCGGCCUCGGAAUUGUUGUCUACCUCGGGUUCGUCUACGGAGGUGUGGGCGUGGGCGUGGGCGUGGGCGUGGGCGUGGGCGUGGGCGUGGGCGUGGGCAUGGGCGUGGGCGUGGGCAUGGGCGUGGGCGUGGGCGUGGGCUCACAGCCUGCCAGUAUUGCUGCAAUUUGCAGCAUCGAAGGCUUCUCACCUUGCGCCGUACACCAGCAGGUCACUAUCCUCAGUGAGUAUGGCUGCAAUUUGGCCUUCAAGUUGAAGGUGGGCAAGCAUGGCAUCAGCUUCGCCGGGCGCCUGUGCCUUGAUAACCGGUGCCUGACCAUCGAGGACAAGGACGGGCACAAUAUUCAACCUGGAACAACGCCCAACAAGGUCUGUGCAGACCGUAAUUCCGCGUCCGACCGCGACCCCUUUGUGCAGGUGUACGCUUCAGACACUUUCGCCAUUCAUGUCCUGUGCAGCAACGGGGCCGUGAACAUGAACACUAGCUCACGUCAGACGCUUGCGGGCGCUACGUGGCAGGAAUCUUCCAAGUGGCGCAUGGCACAACAAAGGAGACUGGCCGACAACCGGCUGGCAUCGUUUUCCAUUGACAUCAUCGGCAACAAUCCACUCAGCAUCCUGCGACUGAACAACAACACGCUGGAGAUGCUGGUGUACAACAACGACACGCGCUGGGCCAACCUCACACAACUGUACUUGCGCGACAACCCGUGGUACUGCUGUGGCAUGGAGUGGUUCCGGGACGCGGUUUCCAUUGUACAAGACCUCCCCUUUGUCGCAUGCGCCGCCCCGCAGAGGGUGGCUGGUCACCUCAUCGCAGAUACAAUGGGGCCAAUCACCAUUUGCACCCGAGUUGAUCCUGAUGCGCCAUCCACACUCAACGUGACAUCGGCAGCACCGACAAGUGCCACCGCUGCGUGGACGCGGCCCCACGGCAACUUUGCUCCCAUCGACUACUACACGCUCGAUGUUCGCCUUCACAACACCACGGACGCGUGGCUCCCCGUCACCUGCACCAAUACCUCGUUCCCUCCUGGUGACACGCGCACACCGCUCCCGCACAACCAUCGCUAUCUUGAUCACGAGCCCGCGAGUAUGGACGAGUUGGCAACACCGCUGCACGCCACAAUCACGGGCCUGCUUCCGUUCACCGCCUACGACGUGCGUGUGCGCGCUGUGCACGGUCGCGGGGUGAGCGGGUUUACAACAGCAGGUGUUGUGACUGCGGAGGAUGUGCCGAGCAGACCCGCCGCUCCGCUGGUGCUGGAGGUGCGGCAGCGCGCUGUGCGGGUGAACAUCAGCGUCCCGACCCCCGCCAACGGCCGCAUCGUGGCGUAUGAUGCGCAAAUCGUGGAGACGCGCAUGGAAACCCCUGGCCGCCGGCCCCUCAACCGCAUCAUCACACUCACCACCAAUGGCACCACACCCUAA
Molecule: messenger RNA, 1440 nt
Organism: Salpingoeca rosetta
Lineage: Eukaryota; Choanoflagellata; Craspedida; Salpingoecidae
Exons: 11
Coding region: 1-1440 (479 amino acids)
Molecular function (GO): protein binding
Source: RefSeq, a predicted model, not a curated record